AUGGACGACCCCGUUGCCGAGAUCCCCUACGUGAUCGCCCUCCUGACCGAAACUCCUCCAUCCCUACAGCAGGCUACCGUCAACAAAUACUUCACACAAAAUGCCUCCUUCACCCACCCCUUCUGCCGCACCGGUACCUCAGCCCAUUCCCGAUACUUGAUCGAGCGCAUAUACCGGUGGUACAAGAUCAUGUCACCACGGAUCACCGCAAAAGUCCACAGCGUCUCCUACGACGACAAGAACAAAGUUCUCUACGUCGGCCUGACCCAGGUCUUUGCCAUUUGGGCCGUUCCCACCCACCGAUCCGAAGUCUCGCUCGUCACAGUACUACAUCUAUCGCCUCAGAGAGACCCAGAAGAUCAAGGAAGAAUCAAAUAUUACAUCUCUAGCCAGAACGACCUGUACCAGACGGACCAAUUCAUCAAGUUCAUUCUGCCCUGGAUCGCCAUCGUCGUGCCCAUCUGGCAGUUCUUGGCCACCAUCUUCUGCGUCAUUGGCAGUUAUCUUUUUGCUCCUGUUACCUGGUGGGAGGAGCAUAUGCAAGAUCAGUUCACGAGGCCUGAGAGACCUCCAAAGUGGAGCGACGCACGAUGA
Molecule: messenger RNA, 594 nt
Organism: Aureobasidium namibiae CBS 147.97
Lineage: Eukaryota; Fungi; Ascomycota; Dothideomycetes; Dothideales; Saccotheciaceae
Exons: 1
Coding region: 1-594 (197 amino acids)
Source: RefSeq, a predicted model, not a curated record